Larimichthys crocea (large yellow croaker) is the source of this 2797-nucleotide messenger RNA. RefSeq names its product inhibin subunit beta Aa (gene inhbaa). The transcript is spliced from 3 exons. Gene Ontology annotation, cellular component: extracellular region. The coding region runs from base 421 to 1776 and encodes 451 amino acids. Gene Ontology annotation, molecular function: cytokine activity; growth factor activity. NCBI's taxonomy places the organism in Eukaryota, Metazoa, Chordata, Actinopteri, Sciaenidae. The record is from RefSeq and is a predicted model, not a curated record.
UGGAAGUGGUAUGAGUCACAGAGCGAGAUGGGAGGAGACUGGAGUGGAGGAGAGGGAUGGCGGGAGGAGGGAGAGAGGUAUAAUUAUGGUAGGAGGCUGCCAGAGCGAGGAGAGAGAGAGAGAGAGAAGAAGCAGAGGGAGGGAAAGAAAGAAGAGAGCGAGGAGAGCGAGACAGAGAGUCCAGCCCACUCCGGUAAAACCAUUCAACUGGUGAGCGAGGGAACGCAUUCAGAGAGAGAGAGGAAAAGAGGUGGACUGUGAGCUGAGCUGAACUUUGCAGCUUCAUAAACUUCGGAGGCUGACGGAGGAGAGGAAAGCUUUUCUUUCUUCAACACUUUUCACCACUUUUCUGACUUCACCUGCAUCCGGCAGCAUCACCAAAUCGCCGACACGACAGCCAAUCGGACAGCUCCUGCCGUCAUGUCGGUCUUACCUCUGCUCAGCUGGACCGUCCUGCUCCUGGUCCAGAGCUGUGGCUCGUCCUCGGACCCGGCUCAGCCUCCUUCUCUGACCGUCCAUCCUCACCACCAGCCGCUGCCGGACGUUGCCUCCCAUUGCCCCUCCUGCGCCUUGGCGAGGAUGAGGAGGAACGAAGCGGGAACGGCGCCGGACGACCAAGAGGAGGAGGCAGCAGCGGCGGCAACUCAGCAGGACGUGGUGGAGGCGGUAAAGAGGCACAUCCUCAACAUGCUUCACCUCCAAGCCCAGCCCAACAUCACCCGGCCCGUGCCACGCGCCGCUCUCCUCAACGCCCUGCGUAAGCUCCACGUGGGGCGAGUGGCGGAGGAUGGCAGCGUGCAGAUCGAGGGGGGGGAGGAGGAGGCAGUGCGAGGGCGGGGAAGCCGGAGAGGAGGAGGAGGAGGGGGAGGAGCUGCAGCGGCGUUGGCGGCGGCUCGGGCUGGAGACGGCGGCGACGCACCAGAGACGACGGAGAUCAUCACCUUCGCAGAGGCCGGUGAGUCUCAGGGCAUGGUGAACUUCGUCCUCUCCAAAGAAGGAGGUGACCUCUCUCUGGUGGAGCAGGCUAAUGUCUGGCUCUUCCUCCGUCUGGCUAAGACCAAUCGCAGCCGAGCCAAAGUCACCAUCCGCCUCUUCCAGCAGCGCCGGCUUCCCAACGGACGCCCCUCUUCACCACAAGACGACGUCCUCCUGGCAGAGAAAAGCGUGGACACCCGUCGCAGCGGGUGGCACACUUUCCCGGUAUCGGUGGCGGUGCAGGCGUUGCUGGAGAGUAACCAGAGCACGACGCUGAGCCUCAGGGUGUCCUGCCCGCUCUGUGCCGACGCCGGUGCAACACUCGUCCUGGUCUCUGGCGGCUCAGAGACGUCGCAGCGUGCCAACCAGCGGGAACAAUCCCACUGGCCCUUCCUCAUGGCCGUGGUCCGGCAGGAGGAUGGCAGCGACUCGCGGCGGCGCAGGAAGCGCGGACUGGAGUGUGACGGGAAGGUCCGCGUCUGCUGCAAGCGGCAGUUCUACGUCAGCUUCAAAGACAUCGGCUGGAACAACUGGAUAAUCGCGCCACCUGGUUACCAUGCCAACUACUGCGAGGGGGAAUGUCCGUCCCACGUGGCGAGCAUCACCGGGUCCACGUUGUCCUUCCACUCCACCGUCAUCAGCCACUACCGCAUGAGGGGCUACAGCCCCUUCCAGAACCUGAGGUCAUGCUGCGUGCCCACUCGGCUACGAGCCAUGUCUAUGCUCUACUACAACGAGGAGCAGAAGAUCAUCAAGAAGGACAUCCAGAACAUGAUCGUGGAGGAGUGCGGCUGCUCGUAAGAACCUGAACCAGAUCGGUCCGGAACAAACUGGACUGGUGAGAAGGAGGACUUCUGAACCCAGAGAGAGCGAGAUACAAGGAGGAGGAUCACCGUCACUUUCGUCUACUGCGUUUCAUUCUUCACGUCCUCCUUCACUCGGGGUCGCUCCCCGUCCUCAUCCAGCAGAACUCAGAAAGAGUCUCGACGGCACUUUCACGAAAAGCAAAGAAAAAAAAACGACAGAAAAAAAAGAAUAUCUAAUAUAUUUUUGUUACAAGAGGAGGUGGGCGUGGCUUAUUUAUGCGGCUGAGACGUUCAAGCACCGCUCGACCUGUCGGAUCUCGGAGAGACGAGGUGCCUGAAAAACUACUAACGAAAACAAACAAAAAAAAUCUCAAAACUAUGCAACUUGUUUCACGUAUUACGAUCCUAUUGUAUUUUACUUUGUGUUUCCUGUUUACCUUUUUGUUUCUAAAUGUACGAGGAAGAGCGAAGAAGACUUUUGUAUUAUUUUGGAAGUAUAAAAUGUGUGUGUGUGUGUGUGUGUGUGUGUGUGUGUGUGUGUGUUGAGAGAUACUUGAAAGAAACAAGUUGGCCCGGCUGCUGGAACCAAACACUUCUUUACGUUACCAUGGUUACCGUGUUGAUGUUAUAAUUAUUAUUAUUGUUGUCAGUAAGUAUAUUAAUAAUAAUAUUAUUGUUAAUAAUAUUUUGUUCGGCUGCAUUUUGUUUAUUAUGUCUGUUUUUUGUUUUUUUUAAGAAACGUUACAAACGUUUUCAUUUUCUUGCACUAUAGUGUCACUCGUGCUCAGAGUAGCCAGAUUAGGAGCUUCCUGUUCAGAUCUGAGAAGCUCACAGGUUUGAUCCCCGUGACGUUAAGCUGAAACGUUACCGUGACGCCUGAAGUCCACCGGGCACGGCUGACCAUCGCGACAUUGCCGCAUUGUCUCUGCCAAGCGGCAACCUCCGUGGCUGGGAAGUGAAGCCAACACAGGAAGUGCCACAAACUGCAGUUCCUCUAACGUCCACUUGAGGCUGGC